Molecule: messenger RNA, 2799 nt
Organism: Cucurbita pepo subsp. pepo (vegetable marrow)
Lineage: Eukaryota; Viridiplantae; Streptophyta; Magnoliopsida; Cucurbitales; Cucurbitaceae
Gene: SPHK1
Product: sphingosine kinase 1
Biological process (GO): sphingosine biosynthetic process; phosphorylation
Cellular component (GO): membrane; intracellular membrane-bounded organelle; cytoplasm
Molecular function (GO): lipid kinase activity
Source: RefSeq, a predicted model, not a curated record
CGUGUUGGAAAAUUGAACCAACCGGGGGUUUGCUUAGUUAACCGUCGUCCAGCCUACGGUCCUUCUCAGUUCCGAGCCGGGCCAGCCCACCUUUGCUGUCUAAACGCCCAUGUUUCUUUUACUCUGAUUGGGUCUCUCCGCCGGCCACCAUCCACGCAACAUAGAGCACAUACGUAUAAGAGAUCGAUAUCCAGACGAUUUUUCCUAAUCGAUUCUGUUCUGAAGAUGGAUCAAUCCGGAGAUUCAAAGCCCAUCCUCAACCACCGUGUUCUCCUCCCCGAUGGAAGCGUCACGCCGAUGAUUCUCACAGCUGACGGUUGUCUUCGGUGGUUGGAGGAAGGUCAACGGAGUUUGUCUGUUGAUAAGGAGGUUCUCGGAUUCUCCACGGAUGGUCCGAAUAUUAGGAUCAAAGCUCUCGUGGAGGACCUUGGUGGAUUGCUGUGCUUUGGGAGCAGUGGAGGUUUGGUGAGGAAGGAGUUCGUGUUUCAACCACUUUCUGAGGAGUCGCGAGCGCUUUGGUGUCUGAAGCUCCGUGAAUGCGUUGAUUUGCUUGGUCGUCCAAAGAGGCUGUUUGUUUUCGUUAACCCAUUCGGUGGGAGAAGAGCUGGUUACAAAAUCUAUCUAGAUGACGUGAAGCCUAUUCUUGACGAUGCCGAAAUCGUUGUCACACUGCAAGAGACUAAAUAUCAGCGGCAUGCGGAGGAGGUUGCUUAUUCGUUGGAUAUUACCGAAUACGAUGGUAUUGUUUGUGUUAGUGGUGAUGGAAUCUUGGUAGAGGUAAUAAACGGACUGCUGAGGAGAGAUGAUUGGGUUGAUGCAAUAAAGACACCUCUAGGAGUAGUGCCUGCAGGCACUGGAAAUGGAAUGGCGAAAUCACUUCUUCACUCAAUCGGUGACCCUUGUACAGCAUGCCAUGCUACUCUUGCCAUCAUUCGGGGCCAUAAAUGUUCAUUGGAUGUUGCCACCAUUUCGCAAGGAGAGGUUAAACAUUUUGCAGUGUUGAUGCUUGCUUGGGGAUUGAUAGCAGAUAUUGACAUUGAGUCGGAAAAAUAUAGGUGGAUGGGAAGUGCUCGGUUAGAUUUUUAUGCUCUUCAACGAAUUAUAAGUUUGAGGCACUACAAAGGUGGUGUUUCUUUUGUACCUGCACCUGGAUUUGAAGAUUAUGGAGAGCCGACGAGGUACGAUUAUGAAACUGCUAGCGUAGUAGAUGUUGACAAAAGUGAUGGUGAGACCGAUAAUAUUCGGCGGCAUGGGUACGAAGGACCUAAUAUCAACUUGAAGGAUUUGAAUUGGAGAAAAUUUGACGGACCUUUUAUUUCAGUCUGGCUUCACAAUGUACCUUGGGGAGCUGAAAACACCAUGGCAGCACCAGAUGCUAAGAUGUCAGAUGGUUUCUUGGACUUGAUUAUUAUCAGAGACUGCCCAAAAUUAUCCUUGCUAGCGUUGAUGACUGAGUUGAAUAAUGGAAGGCAUGUCAAGUCACCAUUUGUUACAUAUAUCAAGGUCAAAGCAUUUAUUUUGACACCUGGCACGCGGGUAGAGGAGCCUAACAAAGAAGGAAUUAUAGACGCAGAUGGAGAGGUCUUAGCUUUGGGGAGGGAAACUAUCACGAGUGGUCAGAAAACUCUCAUGAAUUAUGAUAAACUUCAAAUCAGCAUGCAUCAAGGGUUAGCUACUCUAUUUUCCCCUUGUAGGGAUUGAUCAAAUCAGAUUAUCUUGAUCCAAUUUUAUUGCUGAUUUGGAAGAGGAAACAACCCUGAUUUUCCCCCCUCAACUGUAAAGAAAUAAUAUAUAGCAAUUUAAGAGGUGGCAAAAUUGGGUGCAUAACUGUCAGUCUUGGAAAAUUUUCAGUUCAUAAUUGUUCUUGAUGUCUAGUGUUUCUGUUACAGACUAAAGACAUAAUAAUACAAACACAAAUAUUAAUACCAAUUAAAGGUAUUCAUGACCUUGUUUAGAUGUUAGGUGCAGGUUCCAGUUCACAAAAGUGAAGUACACGAGAAUCCAAAUUGGUAAAUGGGAGCUUGCUUUCUAAUCCUUUUUUACUGUACAGUUGAUGUGAAACGAGUAGGUGAACCCGGCACAGUUUGUGUAGUACAAAAGUGAUUGGAAUCAAUGAAAUUAGGCAUUUAUUAAGACUCUCUCGCCAUAGGAGCAGGCGCUUUGGUGAUUAUCAAGAUAAGUAGAGGCGUAAUACACCAGCUAUGGUCAGUUAUUUGAGUUCUCUACAGGUAAAUUUUAUUGAAUUAUGAUGGUAUUGGCCCUGUUUCAGUUUCACAAUUGUUUAUAGACAUUAGAACAGGAAUUUCAAUCUGGUGGAACAAAAAAUCUACAAGUACUACACUCUCUGAUUACUCUGAACGAAUUAUUAUUAUUGUUGUAUGGCCCUAUUUUCUAUUUUUGCAGCUUGAUGAGCAGCACCAAAAACCAAUCAAGUACUGUACUGUGUGAUAUAAAUGCAGGUUGGCCUUUUCGGGUACCAUCCAAGUCAAUGAGCUUGAUGACAACACUCAUUUUGCAUACUGUUUGAUGCCCCCACUCCCUACCCUUUUCCCUCUAACUCUGAUUUGUGAUGCAUAUGAAUUGAAGUGGGGCCUCCAACUCCGGCGGAUUCAUCCUUAUCAGAUAAGGCUUUCACAAUUCAACCCUCGACCCACGUCGGGUUAGUUUUUUUACCAUACAUGUUGCAUUCAUAAUUCAUUCGCAUUUUAGAAGUAUAUAUCGAUUACUGUUGACUUGCUCGGUAUGUUUUACUUUUUCCUUUAACAUUUUGAAAUUCCAUUUUUACCAUCAUUCUCUAAA